Messenger RNA from Punica granatum (pomegranate), 2296 nucleotides. The record is from RefSeq and is a predicted model, not a curated record. NCBI's taxonomy places the organism in Eukaryota, Viridiplantae, Streptophyta, Magnoliopsida, Myrtales, Lythraceae.
GGAUACGAACGAAGGCCUCGUACCUUGGUGGAGUUUACGAAUCAGAACUCGAAAUAGCCGAGCGGAAUGGAGAAACACAGGGUGGUGGUGAUACAGGAUGCGUCCAGUGAGCUAAUAAGCCCGAGCGCCAUAAGGUGGGCUAUAGAUACGCUCAAGCUAAUAUCUGGAGAUAGGAUCACCCUUCUCGGAGUACUUCACCAGGUCGAUACACCGAUGGGAUACAAGUUCAAGGUGGACUCGAAUUCGAUGUUCGCAGCCAACAAGAAGAUGAUCAAGGAAGCAGUAGCCAGGAAGGUGCAGGAGUACCAGAGCAACACGGAAAUUAUGGACCUCGGCACGCUUUGUGAGUCUCGCGAGAUUGAUUUCAAGAUAGAGGUGGCUGCGGGAUCCUCACGGAAGGAGACGGCUGUAGAGUUAGCCUCGAAUUUGAAGGCGACAUGGGUGAUACUGGACAGGCAGAUGAGAAAAGACAAGAAGUACUUCCUACAGAAGUUGUCGUGCGGUAUAUCUCAGAUGAAGGAUGACAAUUCAGUUGAACUACUGAGAGGACGCAAGUCCACCGGAACUAUAAUUCGUCACCUGGUUCCCGUCCAGAAUCACGGGAUAAACGGUGAGGAAACAGUGCAGGCGCAGCCACCCCGAGCUGCACAGGAGCCAUCCCCGUCGGGACAGGAGCCAUCCCCAUCUUCACAGGAGCCAUCCCCAUCUUCACAGGAGCCAUCCGCAGCAGGCAAAGAACUACGCGGCAUAGAAAUAAGUCGAGAAGAGGUGGAUGAGUCGAGACAGAAUGAAGAUCCACCGACCACUGAAAGUGCCGGUGAUGAGGGUCCCCUCCAGACAUGGCAGGUUGAAAUCGGGGGAGGAGACUCGGGAUGUAAAUUUUGCAACAAUAAACGGCCUCAUUAUGGAUACAAAAGGGAUUUCACGUAUGAAGAACUCCACGACUCCACAGGAGGAUUUUCACCAGAAAACUGCCUGUCCAGCGAAGAAUUUGGAUCUGCUUUCAAAGGCGAGCUGGAAGACGGUAUGAAAAUAGUAGUAAAGAUGAAGAACAAUGUGUUCUUGGAUAAGGGCGAGUUCGAGUCCGAGGUGAAUGUGCUCUGCAGGGCUUGGCAUAAGAAUGUGAUCACGCUGCUGGGAUCGUGCGGAGAAGGAAACAGCAGGCUACUCGUGUACGAGUACGCAUGUAAUGGAUCACUGGAUCAGCACAUUUCAGAACAUAGCUCGAGACCAUUGACUUGGAGACGGAGAAUAAAUAUAGCACUGUCUGCGGCAAGAGGGCUGCGCCAUCUACACGAGAACCACAUAAUUCACAUGGAUAUCAGAUUGAACAACAUUCUUCUAACCCACUACUUCGAACCGCUGAUUGGAGAAUGGGGAAUCACGAGAAAAAAGUAUGACUCCGACAAGUUUUCAGAGGACAGGGUUCGAUACUCUGACUACCAAGCUCCAGAAUACACAGAUAACAGGAUGGUAUCGAGCAAAACAGAUGUUUAUUCCUUCGGGGUUGUUUUGCUGGAGCUGAUUACGGGGCGAAUCGUGAUGGAAAUGGCACUGAGAGAAACGAGUCUUUUGGACUGGGCAAGACCGUUGCUGAGCAACAAGAAGUACCUGGAAUUAGCGGAUUCCCGACUCGGCAAGUCCUACGAUCUGCAGCAGCUUCUCUGGAUGGUUCAAGUGACCCAGAACUGUCUCGCAAAGAAUCCUAAAAGACGGCUAAGCAUGGACCGGGUGGUAUCUGCUUUGGAAUUCAUAGCAGAGAAAAGCAUUGCAAUAAAGGAGCCUGCUGUGACCCAACAAGAUGCACAGGUUCCCGAGGACGGAGGAGAGCGGAGCUGAGCAUCCUUUCGAUUUGUCUAUUGAACAGAGAAUACAUUGAAUUCGAAAAUAAAUUGUGUAUCAAUAAAUAAAUAUCGCGGAUUUUGAAGCAUUUCCAUUGACUGAUAUUCAGUAAAGCUCGACCAUUCUUCUUAGACAGAAUCAAAGGCUGAGAUAUGUGUAACCAGAACAGCUGCGGGACUGAAUAUUCCGAAGGCUUUUGCUUAAGCUUAGAAUGACACGAUCAUGAAUGAAAGUAAGAACGGAAUAGAUAUCUUGCCUGUCUCCGGUGGGUGGUGGCGGUUCUGGAGAGCUGCCCUACAGGGCCGAGGAAGGCGAUCCGGGCUAGCUGGCGGGAACAUGGACAACUGUAUUACCUGCCAGUCGGGGUAGAUUAUGAUUUGUACCAUGAGUUUUUGUGCAAUACAAAUUCGAUCCCUGUACUUUUGAGUUUUGACCAUUUUGCACCUAUGAAGUG